Messenger RNA from Hypanus sabinus (Atlantic stingray), 1710 nucleotides. RefSeq names its product acidic mammalian chitinase-like. Gene Ontology annotation, molecular function: chitinase activity; chitin binding. Gene Ontology annotation, biological process: carbohydrate metabolic process; chitin catabolic process. NCBI's taxonomy places the organism in Eukaryota, Metazoa, Chordata, Chondrichthyes, Myliobatiformes, Dasyatidae. The transcript has 12 exons. Bases 1 to 1710 code for a protein of 569 amino acids. Gene Ontology annotation, cellular component: extracellular region. The record is from RefSeq and is a predicted model, not a curated record.
AUGUGGUUUAUGAAUUUAUCGCCUGUACAUCUGGCCGGCUGGUGGCGCAAUGGCAUCAGCACCGGGCUCUGGGGCAAAGGCUUCCGAGUCCAAAUCCAAGCCGGGCCACCCCCGAGCACGCUUUCCAUCCGUGCAGGGCUGAAUGCCGAGAACAUGUCACUCCAGAGAUGGAUAGGAUUCAUAGUCCUUGCCCAGAUGGUCUGGGGAUUCACUGGAAAUGUACUAGCCAUGACAGAGCAGAAGAAAGGCGUGGACGGCAGAACACAGAAGGAAAGAGAAUUGGCGGAGGAGACAAAUCCUCUCAGGACGGUGGUCCUAUUGGCGUGCCUGCAACUGGGCUCCGCCUACAGACUGGUUUGUUACUUCACAAACUGGGCUCAGUACCGACCCGGGGAGGGGAAAUACCUGCCCAGCAAUGUGGACCCCUGCCUGUGCACGCACAUCAUCUACGCCUUCGCCGGGAUGAAGAGCAACCAGAUCUCCACCUACGAAUGGAACGACCCGAAACUCUACCACGAAAUCAACAGCCUGAAGAACAAGAAUGGAAACCUCAAGACUCUGUUGUCCAUUGGAGGCUGGAACUUUGGAACUCAGAAAUUCAGCGCCAUGGUGGCCUCGGCGGGAACUCGCCAGAUCUUCAUCAAGUCUGUGAUCAGCUUCCUGAGGGGUUAUGGCUUUGAUGGUUUGGACAUCGAUUGGGAAUAUCCUGGGUCUAGAGGGAGUCCUUCCGUUGAUAAGCACCUCUUCACCGUUCUGGUCCAGGAACUGAUGGCAGCCUUUGAGGCUGAGGGUAAGAGCAGCGGGAAACCAAGACUGUUGCUGUCAGCGGCCGUGGCUGGAGGGAAGAGUAACAUCGAUACUGGCUAUGAAGUUUCUCAGAUUGGACAGGUUCUGGACUUCAUCAAUGUGAUGACCUACGAUUUUUAUGGACCCUGGAGUCGGAUGACUGGGGAGAAUAGCCCCCUCUACGCCCUCCCCAAUAACCAGGAUCAGACCAACCUGUACUUCAAUGUGGACUAUGCAAUGAACUAUUGGAAGAACAAAGGAGCCCCAGCAGAGAAGCUCAACGUUGGCUUCCCCACAUACGGACACUCCUUCCGGCUGACCACAUCCAACACCGGGGUCUUAGCCCCAGCAGGAGGGCCAGGGCCAGCUGGCAAAUACACCAGGCAGGCCGGGUUUUUGGCUUACUAUGAGAUCUGUACGUUCUUGAAUGGCGCCAGCAAGGUGUGGGACGCCCCACAGAUGACUCCGUACACCUUCAAAAAUGGAAUCUGGGUCGGGUAUGACAACCAGAAGAGCUUCGGAGACAAGGUUGAGUGGCUGAAGAAGAACAACUUUGGAGGAGCCAUGGUGUGGGAUCUUGCCCUGGACGACUUCACUGGCGCCUUCUGUCACCAGGGACCCUACCCUCUCAUUAACACGCUGCACAGUGGCCUUGGGAUUUCUGGAGCUUGUACUCCAUCGAAGACCACACUCGCGCCUGUUGCUCCCCCCACUAAUGCCCCUAGUGGUGGUGGUGGUGGUGGCAGUAGUGGCAGCGGCAGCAGCGGUGGAUCCGGAUUCUGCGCUGGCAAAGCCAACGGCAACUACCCUGACCCGAGUAACCCCCACAAGUUCUUCGGAUGCCUCAAUGGGAAAACCUACGUGAAAAGCUGCCCCGUUGGACUCGUCUACCAGGCUUCCUGCAACUGCUGCAACUGGGCAUGA